AUGUGCCUUCAGAAAUUUGGAUUGUUUACAGGUGCCAUCUUGACAAUAGGGAUUACUGUGAUGAUAAUAGUGGGAAACACUCUGGUUGUACUUUCAGUAGCCAUGCAUCCACCACUACGGCAAGUGCAAAAUAGUCUACUGAUCUCACUGGCUGUGACCGAUCUGGCUGUCGGAUUAUUUGUUGUUCCUCCGAACAUCGUGACAAAUAUGUACACUGGUCGAUGGAUUUUUGGUCAAACGUUGUGUACUGUACAUGUUGCUAGUGAUAUUUUUUUCAGUACGGCGUCCAUCUUACAUUUGUGUGCCAUCGCUGUGGACCGGUAUUUGUUACUCCGGUAUCCGACUUAUUACUUGAGCCGAAGAACAAUCACUGGUUUUCUCUUCAUGAUUACGUUAGUCUAUCUUUUGAGCGCUGUUAUUGUGGUCCCACCAAUAUUUGGCUGGGCAGCACCCAGGUAUCUGGUCGCAACUAACGUGACUGAUGGUGGAUCAUACUGUGUGAUGAACAGUGAGAUUGUAUAUGUCAUAUACUCCUCCGUAGGCUCGUUUUAUUUGCCCGCCAUUUUCAUUUUGAUCCUGCAUUUGAAGCUAUUUCGUCUCGUGCGAACUCGACUGAAAAUCAAGCGAAAAAGCGCACUGAACGCAGCGGCUCGCUCACGUCUCAAUGCUGAGGCUGGUGUGUCCGGUUUCGAGGGUCCUGUGUCACGAAAACCCAAUGAACUAGCGCAUAGUCAAUUGGUGUUCGACGAGCAUCAAUCCAUAAACAAAUGUUUUAUUUUGCCGUCAAAAGAUCACAACUGGCUUCUGUGUCCGGCUUGUGGGAAGUCACUGUAUUGCUCGAUAAACCAAAGCAGUUCAUAUUUGUACCCAAACCCACCUUUCGGGGGACUCAAUGCACCAAAUGGAUGUCAUCGCUCAACUAAUUUUGAUGUGGUUCACCUGAUUAGAUAUUCCUCGAACAAAUCUAUUCCGGUUGGUUCAUCUUCAUUCAACCGGUACAGCGUGGAAAAGGGGAGAACUGAUUUUCCCACAAUGCAAAAGAAUGCUGCAUCAUCCAAGCAAACUUCGAAUCUUAUCCUUCAAAUAAAAGAUUCAACUUCAUCGACACAAUCUCAGUGGUUACAUGCAAACCUAGCCACUCAGGUCCACUGGCACAUGAUUCAAAGAUUUCCUCGAUCGCACAGUGAAAUUUGUCUACCAGAUCAUCACUCAAUGUGCCCCAUUACAGACUCACGAUUCGGGGCGUUUGGUUUAUCAUCUCGAGCUGAAAUGACACAUACCAUCAGUGACCUUUUCAAAUGCGAAUUUUCGGAACGAAACAAUGAGGAAAACUUGUGUAACGAAAGCGUAACCAGCAAAGGAAACCGAGCUAUUGGUUUGUCACAAACGACCUCAUUGGGAACGGCGGCCAAGCUACGUGAACAAAUAUCUAUGAAUCAAGAGCGUCGAGCAGCGCGUACACUGUCCAUCAUUGUGGGCGCAUUUAUUUUGUGCUGGCUGCCGUUCUUUGUCAUGUACGUACUCACUGCGAUUUGUCGAGAACAGUGUGCUCCUGCCUGGAAUGUGCAACAGCUAAUCACUUGGUUAGGCUACUCAAACAGUGCGAUAAACCCGAUUGUCUAUACGACGUUCAAUCAUGAUUUUCAAACGGCAUUACACAGACUAACGCGUUAUAGGAAAUAA
Echinostoma caproni is the source of this 1683-nucleotide messenger RNA. Lineage: Eukaryota; Metazoa; Platyhelminthes; Trematoda; Plagiorchiida; Echinostomatidae. The record is from the annotation of a GenBank genome assembly.